Messenger RNA from Porites lobata, 1528 nucleotides. NCBI's taxonomy places the organism in Eukaryota, Metazoa, Cnidaria, Anthozoa, Scleractinia, Poritidae. The record is from the annotation of a GenBank genome assembly.
AUGUCAACAAACCGCGCAAAUUCAGGUUAGAGAACAGGUCACUGUGCUACGGUAAAUAAAAAUUUGUCUCCUAGCCCUAAUCACAUUUCGAAAUAAAGUUUUCGCUUAAGAGGAAACUGCUUAUCUCAGUUAUCUAUCAAUAGAGCAGUGACCUGUACCUGUGACCUGUAACCAGUGUUUUUUCCUGCCAUUUUGCGUGCCUGAAUUAACAUUUUUUAAAAACUCAGCUUUCGUACCCUUCGUUUGACCAUAAACCAAAAUCCCGGCCUGGCUGACUGCCUUAGUAACCUCCUACCUGAAAAACAUUUAAAUUACUGGCUGAUUGGCUGGCUGGCUGGCUGGCUGACUAACAGAGUACUUAGAUGGGCUUAUGAAUUUCACUAUAUCGAAUAAAAAACUGUCGAAGUGCAAGUGUUUAGUUGAGAGGCUUAGCUUUGCUGCCAUUGUUCUCUUUUAAAUAGGAUUAACCCAUUCGCACCGAUCUCUAAAGUGGAGAGUCACAUAUUGCAUGGGUGUUCAUGUUAUACCGGAUAACUUAUCGUGUCAGCACGGAAAGCUAUACGGUGUACUGUCAACAUAGCCUAAGGCAAGCACGUGGUGGCCCUCGUUUACUGAUGGUAAAGAUCUUAUUCCGAAGUUCGGACAUGCAUAGGCGCGAUUUCCCCCGCUUUCUCGGUCCUUUAUGGGGGAAGACCGCGGGCUCAUUUCCCGAAUGGGUUAAGCCAAAGCCACAUCUGCUUGGUGAGCAAAUUCAGUUUAUCCAAAUAAGAAGUCAAGGUAAGGCUAACCCCUUUUUGUUUUCUUUUUAGUUCGCAUAUCUCGAGCUAUAGUACGAGCUCGUGACAGGAUUCCAAUAGUUUCCACCAGACAUUUGGCAGCCUUUGUUACCGCAGCAGUUCGUAACGUCAGAACUGACAGAUUUUCCUGUCAAUUGCACAACGCAGCAGAAACCUUCCAAACUCUACGCAAUACUCGUAAACGACGAGUUGAACGAACUUUAAAACAGCACAUAAACGUCUCUGCCUUGCAUGGCGCCUUGUUGUGAUUUCCUUUCACGCGCUAGAAGACUCGUUUGUCGGGCAUUUCUUCAAAGAAACGCACUCCGAAGUGAGCUACCUGCGUUCGAGAACGAAUGUUACAGGUAAAGCCAAGACGAGUACAUGGCUACCCUCCAUAAAAAGGUGAUUUACCCCUCGGCUGAAGAGGUUUACCUUAAUCCCUGCUCAUGUUCAGCCAAGCUACGGACGGCUGCGAAAGCGGACAAUUUGGUUCUGGAUUUACUGAAGUUACAAAGUUGUUGGGCAACAACACUGGACAACCCUUUCAUAACAGCACAUCACCUUCUCAUGUCUUCGAGUCUUAAAAUUGCUUUUACAUUUUGUUCUGUGACGUUAUGUUGACCUAUAUUUCUUUGUUGAAUCAGUGAAAAGUCAGUAAAUAUUUAUGAAGAGUAUAUAGAAAGGGGGACGACUCUUCGCAAAUUGCCUUUUUUGACUGACAAGAUCAAAUGAAAAUGAGGGUUUGUAAU